This is a messenger RNA of Puccinia graminis f. sp. tritici CRL 75-36-700-3, 1351 nucleotides long. RefSeq names its product 18S rRNA biogenesis protein RCL1. Gene Ontology annotation, biological process: endonucleolytic cleavage of tricistronic rRNA transcript (SSU-rRNA, 5.8S rRNA, LSU-rRNA); ribosome biogenesis. Gene Ontology annotation, cellular component: nucleolus. The transcript is spliced from 3 exons. Bases 33 to 1274 code for a protein of 413 amino acids. Gene Ontology annotation, molecular function: RNA endonuclease activity. The record is from RefSeq and is a predicted model, not a curated record. Lineage: Eukaryota; Fungi; Basidiomycota; Pucciniomycetes; Pucciniales; Pucciniaceae.
AACCAACCAACCAAAUAUCAUCAGCAGGCACAAUGACAACGAGCAACAACAACAAGGACGCCGGCGGAGGUUCAGCAAAUCUAUCAAGGACCGUAAGAUUCAAGGGACACGAGCAACUACCUUACAGAUUGAUCCUCUCCCUUCUAUCCCACAAACCGAUUAGGAUAGAUGAUAUCCGACCAGAUGACCAAGAGCCCGGUCUGAAUGAAGCCGAAGUAUCUUUCCUAAGGUUAUUGGAGAAACUGACCAACGGGACGACCGUAGAGAUCUCCUACACCGGAACCUCGCUUCUCUUUGUGCCUGGGACUUUGACGGGAGGACACAUUACACAUCAAACACCACUGUCAUCGUCGAUUGGUUACUUCCUCACUCCAAUCCUAGCAAUCGCCCCAUUUUGCAAGCACGACCUCACCCUAGUCUUGAAAGGAAUUACUACCUCCAACGAUAGCCUCUCAGUCGAUGUUCUCAGGGUCAGCGGCCUACCUACUCUCGGGAUUUGGCUUGGAGAAAAUGCAGGAAAACUGGAGCUCAAGAUCUCGAAACGAGGCCAUCCCCCGGAAGGAGGCGGAGAAUGCUGCUUUAAAUGUCCAUCUGUCAAGCUAAUCAAGGCAGGCGUGAACUUCACUGAAUCCGGCAGGAUAUCAAAGAUCAGAGGGAUUGCUCACUCGGUCAGAGUCUCUCCACAGCUCGCGAAUCGGCUAGUCGCAUCGGCCCGAUCGGUCCUAAAUCGAUAUAUUCCCGAUAUCUAUAUUUACACAGAUGUUUAUCGGGGAGCUGAAAGUGGAAAGUCGCCCGGCUAUGCGUUAACACUGCUUGGCACAUCGACGACCACCGCACUCUAUACAGCCGAAGCGGUAUCCUAUCCGACUUCGACCCCUGAAGAUAUCGGAGUUCUGGCGAGUCGGCGACUGUUAAAACAGAUCUCGAGAGGCGGAUGCAUCGAUCAAGGUUUUGAAUGGUUAGGGCUCUUAUUCUUGCUAUUGAGCCAUCAAACGGAUAUCGGCCGGAUCAAGAUAGGCGGACCUUUCACUGAAGCCUUGGUCGCCUGGAUCAGGGAUCUCAAAACAGUCUUCGGCGUUCAGUUCAAAAUCACUCCUGUCGAACGCCAGAUCAUUCCAGAAGCCGAUGAAGAAGAUGAGGAGGCGGAGGGGGAGGAGCGGCAAGAUCUGAAGGAAGUUUGUUUCAAUCAGAAACUGAACAAAAUUUUGCCUUCUGAAUAUGUGGUCAGCGCAGUCGGACUGGGCUGGAUCAACACUGCCAAAUCGGCCAAGUAAUGCACUUUCAUCUGUACAUCUAAGAUCCAUCCAAUGCUACAAUCUAUCACCGAUUGAUUAAAAAAAACAAGGAAACC